GCAUUUCCUAUCCCGAGCACCAGACAUAUCACCCCUUCAGCAAUAUUCUCUUUUUCUUGCCUCACAUAUACCUCUACUGCCUAGCGAAAUAAAUACAACAUGGGUUUCUUCUGGGCUGAUCCCGUACCAACCUCGUCCACGUCGUCUUCGAAGCCUUCGGCCUGUCCAGUCCCUCAUCAAAAGCGUGGAGAUGCGCCUCCUCCACCGAGUUGUCCAAUGCACAAAAGCACCCAGGAUGCACUGAGCUCGGCAUCUAACCACCCUCCCGCUGCUGCGGCAGCGCCUUCGUCGUGCCCCGUCCCCCACGACCAGAGAAACACAUCCAGCACCUCCGAAGACUCCUCCUUCCUCUCCAAGCUCAAUCCUCUCAACUACAUGUUCUCCGACCUCUCGCAGUCCCGCGCCCCUAACCAGACGCACGUCCUGCCGACCGAGCGCGAUCCGAGCUCCAUUCCCAAGGGCUCUGGAGAUGGCAACUGGGAGUACCCCUCCCCCCAACAAAUGUACAACGCGAUGCUUCGCAAGGGCUACACAGACACCGAUGUCACCGCCGUCGAGAGCAUGGUCCAGGUCCACAACUUCCUGAACGAGGGCUGCUGGGCUGAAAUCGUGGACUGGGAGAAGCGUUUCGGCGGAGGCUUCUCACGGGCCUGGCAGAUCUGCAGGCGUGGCGAGGAGAAUGCCCAGGAGACGCAGCGGUUGUUGGACUGGAGGAACAACACCACACCAAUAGAGCCUACCCUUGUGCGGUUUCAGGGCCGUCCCAAGGAUUUGACUCCAAAGGCCUUCAUGCUCCAGGUUAUGGGCUGGAUAUAUCCCGCCAAGUUUGGCACUGAGAAGCCUUUCGAUCGACAUGAUUGGUAUGUUUCGAGAAAUGUCGACGGCACACAGAAGGAGGUUCGAUAUGUCAUCGACUACUACAGUGGACCCCCAGAGCCCACUGGGGAGCCCGUCUUCUACCUCGAUGUCCGCCCUGCCAUGACUCCCACCGGCGCCGUAGAACGUCUGAUGAGAUGGGGCGGAGAUGUCUGGUGGAGGGCAUCUGGAGGGGCCGUCCGCGAAGCCAACCAAGCAACUGGAAAGUGAAACGGGCCUAAAAACCUCUCAGCAAAGCAGCCUUUUUCUCUUCUCCACAUCCCCUUUGGAAAUGAGCUUCAUGUUUGUAUCAUCACGCACGGGAACCUGAUAUGAUUUGUAUUGUCCGGACUUGGAUUUCCAGCUGGCGUUUGGGAACUGGUCUCAUGAGCGAAUGAAUGGUUCGUCUUCUCUUUCUGGGGCCUGGCAAACAAGAUGAUCAACACCGGACCAAAACUCCUCUCUACCUGUAUCAAUCGAGGAAGACGCCACCAUAUACUGCUUCAAAAUUGGAUAGCAUUAAGCACCUCCC
This is a messenger RNA of Cryphonectria parasitica EP155, 1387 nucleotides long. RefSeq lists its product as uncharacterized. Bases 100 to 1086 code for a protein of 328 amino acids. Gene Ontology annotation, cellular component: mitochondrion. The transcript is spliced from 3 exons. The record is from RefSeq and is a predicted model, not a curated record. Gene Ontology annotation, molecular function: holocytochrome-c synthase activity. Gene Ontology annotation, biological process: cytochrome c-heme linkage. NCBI's taxonomy places the organism in Eukaryota, Fungi, Ascomycota, Sordariomycetes, Diaporthales, Cryphonectriaceae.